AUGUUGGGAAUAGACAAGAAGCAAGAAAUUGUACAGGAAGUUGUUGCCAAAGAUAUUGGCAAUGGUAGUAUCACAUCAAUAACUGAAGGGUCACAAGAUCCUACUGGUAGCGUUGAUGAUCUCUACAUCGACCCCAAGGAAGAGGAUGCCUUGGUUAGGAAGUUGGAUCGCAGGCUAAUUCCCAUGUUGGCCUUCAUGUACUUCUUAUCCUCAUUGGAUCGUUCGAACAUUGGUAACGCUUACACAUCAGGAAUGAGAGAAGAUUUGAAUCUGACAUCCAGACAAUACUCAAAUGCUGUGUCUGUAUUUUAUUCGACCUACCUGGCAGCUGAGCUCCCAGCGGUAUUGGUAUUGAAGAGGGCUAAUGUCAAAUAUUAUAUGACCUUUUUGGUAUUUUCUUGGGCUAUAGUAACAAUGUGCAAUGGGUUCGUUCGGAGCCAUAAGUCACUUUUGGCGUUGCGUGUCUUACUGGGAACAUUUGAGGGAGGCUUUUUUCCUGCCAUGACAUUAAUUAUCAGUAUGGUCUACAAACAGCAGGAACAAGCAAAGAGAAUUGCAUUUUUUUUUGGAUCUUCUGCUCUUUCGGGAAGUUUCUCAGGGCUCAUUGCUACAGGCCUAUCCUCCGUCAGAAAUGCAGGAGGAUUAGAAGGAUGGAGAUGGCUUUACAUUAUCGAAGGGCUUAUUUCUGUGUUUGCCUCAAUAUGGUUAUUUUUUGGUUUGCCAUCAAACUUCAAUUCGCUACCAUUUUUGAAUGAGCGUGAACUUCAUCUUAUGAAUAUCAGAGCAAAACAAAGGGCUCAAUAUAUGGGCCCCGAUACCGGGUUCAAAUGGUCAUAUGUUAGGGAUGCCUUAGGCGAUUUUAAAACCUAUACGUCGUGCAUUAUUCAAUUCUGUCAAGAUACGGUGCUUUAUGGAUUCAGUACUUUUUUACCAGCUAUUUUGAGAUUAGGACUUGGCUACUCUAGCAUGCAGGCCCAAUAUUUGAGUGUUCCAGUAUAUCUUUUAGCAGGUUUUGUAUUCCUAGUAUCCGCAUUUUUGAGUGACAGAUUCAGAUUAAGAGGUCCUAUUUUCUUCUUAUACAAUAUAGUUGGCGCUAUUGGAUACAUCCUGCUAUUGGCCGUCGGCAAUAAUGCUGUCAAAUAUUUUGCCUGCUAUUUGAUAACCUUCUCAUUAUAUACAGGAACUGGGUUAAAUAUUUCCUGGCUUACAAAUAACGUGGCACCACAUUACAAGCGUGCCACUGCUCUAGGUUUGAAUCAGACAAUAGGUAAUUUGUCGGGUGCGAUUGCAGGUCAAGUUUAUACCCACUCGCCUUAUGUCCUUGGUAAUUCUUUUACCCUAGGUUGUAUUGUGGUUUCAAAUAUUUUGACUUUGGGACAGAUAUUGGUACUGCGCAAAAUUAAUAUGAAGAGAGAAAGAAUUUUGAAUGGAGAGAUCCCAGACGAUAAAACAGAUAGAAGAGGUGAUGAUGCUUUGGAUUUCAAAUAUUGUUUAUAA
Messenger RNA from Zygotorulaspora mrakii, 1497 nucleotides. RefSeq names its product allantoate permease family MFS transporter. Gene Ontology annotation, molecular function: transmembrane transporter activity. Bases 1 to 1497 code for a protein of 498 amino acids. The transcript has a single exon. Gene Ontology annotation, biological process: transmembrane transport. Gene Ontology annotation, cellular component: membrane. Lineage: Eukaryota; Fungi; Ascomycota; Saccharomycetes; Saccharomycetales; Saccharomycetaceae. The record is from RefSeq and is a predicted model, not a curated record.